Molecule: messenger RNA, 2763 nt
Organism: Amaranthus tricolor (Joseph's coat)
Lineage: Eukaryota; Viridiplantae; Streptophyta; Magnoliopsida; Caryophyllales; Amaranthaceae
Product: NADPH--cytochrome P450 reductase-like
Exons: 18
Coding region: 259-2370 (703 amino acids)
Cellular component (GO): cytosol
Molecular function (GO): flavin adenine dinucleotide binding; NADPH-hemoprotein reductase activity; FMN binding
Source: RefSeq, a predicted model, not a curated record
ACAUUAUUAGUACUCCUAUAACUUUCACAUCCUCUUGUCUUCGUCCUUAGGAGUCUCCCCUACCCCCAACUUCCUUCCAACCACAAAAUUUCAGACAAGAGAAACACACUGCAUUUUGAGACUCCAUUUUUCCUAUAAUCUCUUCCCACCAUUUUCAAUUUUCACUUCUUGGGUAUCAUUAAUUUCAUCAAAUUUCAAUCAAAGUUCAUUUCUUUCACCAAAUUUGAUAAGAUUUGAUCUGGGUUUAAUCUCAAAUCAAUGGAUUCUAACUCAGUCAAAGUCUUAGAUCUAAUGAGUGCAUUUUUAAAAGGCAAUUUUGAGCAGCUAAAUGUAUCAUUUGAAGAUUCUUCUGCAGCUGCGAUCAUUGUUGAAAAUCGUGUUUUAAUGUUUGUUACUACUUCAAUUGCUAUUCUUGUUGGUUGUGCUUUCUUAUUGUCUUGGAAGAAAUCUCAUGGUGGGAAAGUUUCUAAAGUUGUUGAUGUUCCUAAACCUUUGAUCAUCAAACAAGAUGAUGAUGAGGAAAUUGAUGAUUGUAAAAAGAGAGUUACUGUCUUUUUUGGUACUCAAACUGGUACAGCUGAAGGAUUUGCCAAGGCAUUGGUAGAGGAAGCCAAAUCAAGAUAUGAGAAAGCGGCUUUUAAAAUUGUGGAUUUGGAUGAUUAUGCUGCUGAUGAUGACGAAUACGAAAGAAAAUUGAAGAAGGAAACUUUGGCUUUCUUCUUCUUGGCCACUUAUGGAGAUGGAGAGCCAACAGACAAUGCAGCAAGAUUUUACAAAUGGUUUAUGGAGGGUAAUGAAAGAGGUGAGUGGCUUCAGAACCUCCAGUAUGGAGUGUUUGGGCUUGGGAAUAGGCAGUAUGAACAUUUCAACAAGGUUGGCAAGGAGAUUGAUGAACUUCUGGCUGAGCAAGGUGGGAAGCGCCUUGUUCCGGUUGGUCUUGGUGAUGAUGACCAAUGUAUUGAAGAUGACUUCUCGGCUUGGAAGGAAUUAGUGUGGCCAGAGUUAGACCAGUUGCUUCGGGAUGAGGAUGAUGUAGCCGUUUCUAUGCCUUACACAGCCGCCAUACCAGAAUACCGGGUAGUAUUUCAUGACACAGCUGAUGCAGCUUAUCAAGACAAGAGCUGGGCUAUUGCUAAUGGUCAUGCUGUCUUCGAUGCCCAACAUCCAUGCAGAUCAAACGUUGCUAUGAGGAGGGAGCUACACACACCCGCUUCCGAUCGUUCAUGCACGCAUUUGGAAUUCGACAUUUCUGGCACAGGGCUCAGAUACGAGACAGGAGAUCAUGUUGGUGUCUACUGUGAAAAUCUUGUUGAGACUGUCGAGGAAGCUGAAAGAUUGUUAGGCUUUAAGCCCGAUACAUUCUUUUCUAUCCAUACUGAUAAAGAGGAUGGAACUCCCGUUUCUGGAAGCUCACUACCACCGCCUUUUCCACCGUGCACUCUAAGAUCAGCACUAACCCGUUAUGCAGAUCUUUUAAACUCCCCUAAAAAGUCCGCGUUGCUUGCAUUAGCAGCUCAUGCUUCUGAUGCAAAUGAAGCCGAACGAUUGCGAUAUCUUGCAUCCCCUGCUGGAAAGGAUGAAUAUUCCCAAUGGGUAGUUGCAAGUCAGAGGAGCCUCCUCGAGGUAAUGGCCGAGUUCCCCUCUGCCAAGCCGCCACUUGGAGUUUUUUUUGCCGCAGUGGCGCCACGUUUGCAGCCAAGAUACUACUCCAUCUCAUCCUCACCAAGAGUUGCCCCAUCUAGAAUUCAUGUUACAUGUGCAUUAGUUCUCGAUAAGAUGCCUACAGGAAGGAUUCACAAAGGAGUGUGUUCAACUUGGAUGAAGAAUUCCUUGCCUGAAGAGGAGACUCAUAAUUGUAGUUGGGCACCUAUUUACGUGAGACAGUCCAACUUUAAACUCCCAGCAGACUCGUAUAUCCCAAUUAUAAUGAUUGGUCCUGGAACUGGAUUAGCUCCUUUCAGGGGAUUCUUACAGGAAAGGUCGGCUUUGAAACAAGACGGAGUGGAUCUAGGACAUGCGACAUUAUUUUUUGGCUGCCGAAAUCGUCAAAUGGAUUAUAUCUAUGAAGAAGAGCUCCAAAACUUCGUAGAAACUGGCGUAAUUUCAGAGCUAGUAGUUGCUUUCUCCCGAGAGGGCCCUACUAAAGAAUAUGUUCAACACAAAAUGAUGGAAAGGGCUUCAGAUGUUUGGAACGUGAUAUCUCAAGGAGGGUAUAUCUACGUUUGUGGUGAUGCCAAAGGCAUGGCACGAGAUGUACACCGAGCCCUUCACUCAAUUUUACAAGAGCAGGGUGGUAUGGAUAGCACAAAAGCAGAAAGCAUGGUGAAGAAUUUGCAGACCACUGGUAGAUACUUGCGCGACGUUUGGUAAUCGAUACAAUUAACAUUGACAAGCUAUGGCUGGAACACAUAAAUAUUACCCAAGACGAAGAAUGAAGGCAAAUUACGUUACCAUCUUCGAAAAUUCGAAAAUGGAUGGGUUGUUAGCUUAAUUAGUUAUGUAAUUCUUUUUAUUAUCUUUAUAAGAUGAUCAUCUUUUUUUGUUUUUCCCUUUCUUUGUUUCUGGGUGGGGAUUCCGUAUACCUUGUAAACAUAAUAAGUUGAUUUCAUAUCUUUAGUCAGGAAAUGUAAUUUAGCAAUAUUUUUGAGACGCAGUAAAGUUUUAUUGUAUGGAGAUACAUAAUUAUAUUAUAUUAUAUUAUAUAUAGGGGAAUUAUUCUUGUAUAAACUGGGUAAAUUGAUGUCUAUGCUCACUAAUUUUUGU